Arvicola amphibius (Eurasian water vole) is the source of this 3165-nucleotide messenger RNA. RefSeq names its product solute carrier family 35 member C2 (gene Slc35h1). Gene Ontology annotation, cellular component: endoplasmic reticulum-Golgi intermediate compartment; cis-Golgi network; Golgi apparatus. Gene Ontology annotation, biological process: UDP-glucose transmembrane transport. Gene Ontology annotation, molecular function: antiporter activity. Lineage: Eukaryota; Metazoa; Chordata; Mammalia; Rodentia; Cricetidae. The coding region runs from base 1468 to 2556 and encodes 362 amino acids. The transcript is spliced from 10 exons. The record is from RefSeq and is a predicted model, not a curated record.
GCCGUGGUGGAGAAGGGAAGAGAAGUGGGUGGGUCAACACAUAGCUAGAGGUGGACUUGACAGGGCAGGAUAAGAAUGCAGAGGGAUGACUGCCUGUGGCCAAAGCAAGCAGUCCUUAGGAUGACUUUCUGAGUGACUUAAGAGUGGGACGGAGACCCGAGGAAUAUUAGGGUAGCUCCCUGGGGCAUCUUGAGUUGAGCUGUCAACUGGAGCUUCCUAAAUGGCAGUUAGGUUCCUCUGUCCUCACAGGAAGUUUGAUGUGGUCUUGGUGGGAUGGGAACGAAGGCAGAAAAGCUGGGUUCCACCCCUCAAGGACCAGUUCUGACCGGCUGAGUUGGAGAGAAGGCACUGGCCAAGCAGCAGUCCGGAAAGCAGAAGGCUUCAGGGACUGCGGCAAGUUACACCCCAUAGGUCCCUGAGGAGGAAGUGGUCAGUUUCACCGGGGAGCCACAGAAACACAGCCCGACAGACUGACUGGAAAGCUGUGCUGUAGGAGGUGACCAUGGGUCAGUGUCAAGUGCUGCUUCUCAUGCCAGUGACGCCCUUGCCCCAAAAGCACAUGGUCAGAGCAUCUGAGUCCUCUCAGGCCCGGUAACCUGUGAUCUCAGCAGGAGGUGGACGCAGAGGGGUCUGCUCACAGGGCUUUGAUGUUCCAGCCUGUGCUUUGAAGCACUAAGCUUCACCACCGGGGCUACAGCUGAGGUGGUAGAGGGCAGCCAGGUGCCACAGCGUUGCUCCACCCUGCUCUGAGGUAGCUGCUGUUUCUCGAGAACAGGGAGACUGAAUCCCUUGCUUGGGCAGAGGUGAUCACAAGUCUUCUCUCCCUUACCGCAGAGUAAGGGAGAGGACCUUAGCGCUUUCACUUCUGUGUAUCCUGUGUGAGGCCAAGCACUGCUUCUUGAUGGCACGUGGAGCUAGGGGCCGUGUGUUUCCCGGGCUUUCCAGCUGGCACUUGGCUUUGUGUUUGGGGCUAGUGACUUUCUGCAUGGUCACCUAGAGGUGGGGAGCUAGACAAGCUCUCUGAAAGAAAGGAAGGCUGAAUAGUGGACAAAGAGCACCAUAGUGAUCAGGUAGGAAGUCAUCAGAAGGUGGCGGGCCAGUAAGUAAGGCUGUCCUGGCGUGUAGCAUGCUCCUCCAGGGAGGGGACGCAGUGGUUCAGAGGGAGCAUAGUGUUUUUCCUGCAGUGUUGGAGACUCAGUCCAGGCCCUCCACAUGCUCGGCCAGCACUGCAAGCAGCAGAGCUGGGGACCUGUGACCUCCGUAUCCAGCUAGCCAUGGAACAGUUUGGCUCUGGCCACCAGCCCCUUAGGUGAGGACUCCGUCUGGGGCCCAUUGCACAGUCAUGUCAUGGAGGUGAAGAGGACUCUUCCAGCCAGGGGAACUGUCCUUUGAAAACCGUGGUCCAGCUCUGCCAGUUCUUCCUGCUAACCAUCUUCAAGCGAGGCUCCUGCUCCUGCUGGCCCACGGAUGGGGAGGUGGGCCCUUGAUGUCGCCUUUGUGUGGAAGGCGGUGCUGACGCUGGGCCUGGUCCUCCUCUACUACUGCUUCUCCAUAGGCAUCACCUUCUACAACAAAUGGCUGACCAAGAGCUUCCACUUUCCCCUCUUCAUGACCAUGCUGCAUCUGGCCGUGAUCUUCCUCUUCUCAGCCCUGUCCAGGGCGCUGGUUCAGUGCUCCAGCCACAGGGCCCGAGUGGUGCUCAGCUGGACUGACUACCUCAGAAGAGUGGCCCCCACAGCACUGGCAACAGCACUCGACGUGGGCCUGUCUAACUGGAGCUUUCUCUACAUCACCGUAUCCCUGUACACAAUGACCAAAUCGUCCGCCGUGCUCUUCAUCCUGAUCUUCUCUCUGAUCUUCAAGCUGGAGGAGCUGCGUGCAGCCCUGGUCCUGGUGGUCCUUCUCAUCGCUGGGGGCCUCUUCAUGUUUACCUAUAAGUCCACACAGUUCAACGUGGAGGGCUUUGCCUUGGUGCUGGGGGCUUCAUUCAUCGGCGGCAUCCGCUGGACCCUUACACAGAUACUUCUGCAGAAAGCUGAACUGGGCCUUCAGAAUCCCAUUGACACCAUGUUCCACCUGCAGCCACUCAUGUUCCUGGGACUCUUCCCUCUCUUUGCCAUAUUUGAAGGUCUCCAUUUGUCCACCUCAGAGAAGAUCUUCCGCUUCCAGGACACGGGGCUGCUCCUGUGGGUUCUUGGGAGCCUCCUCCUUGGCGGGAUUCUGGCCUUCGGUUUGGGCUUCUCCGAGUUCCUCCUGGUCUCCAGAACGUCCAGCCUCACUCUCUCCAUCGCUGGCAUUUUUAAGGAAGUCUGCACCCUGCUGCUGGCGGCUCACCUGCUGGGUGAUCAGAUCAGCCUCCUAAACUGGCUGGGCUUCGCACUCUGCCUCUCCGGCAUCUCCCUGCAUGUGGCCCUCAAGGCCCUGCAUUCUAGAGGUGAUGACGGCCCUAAGCUCCCGAAGGGCCCGGACCCCAGCGCUGACCUGGAGCUGCUGCUUUGGAGCAGCCAGCAGGAAGAAGAUGACGAGGAGUAUUUUGUGACCCAGGGGCAGCAGUGACCAGACCAGGAGCAGUGGAAGCAAGCCACUCUGCUGACCACUCUUGGUGGGGACCGGGGGCCCAGCUGCUUCCUCAGAGCAACUGCAGGUGGUGGCCUCAGAGUCACCUGUAGGACCCUAGUGGGGGUGAGGGUGGCUUCUGCUCUUUUCCUGGGGAGCGUGGUCCAAAAAGUGGAUGCCAGGCUCACCCAGGACCUGAGCUGGCAGUGAAGGGAGCCAGUAACCUCUUCUCCACUGUUGUUCUGGCUCCGAGAGCCAAGAUGAACUUCAGAUGUGUGUAGUUUCUCGGGUUGCUGGGUUCGGACUGCAGGGCAUAGCAUCUGGGAAGGAGCCGUGGAGAGGCUGGGCCUCAUCACCUGGACAGCAGCUUCCUCAGAGAGUGGAUUUAUUUAUAGUUGAAAUAAUGAUUUCCUUCUCCACUGCCCAAUAUUGCCUGAGGCAUGAGAGCAAGGAGAACCCUGGGGCCUGGCCUCUCCUUCCCCUGCCUGGGGCCUUUUCCUCUGCCCUGUCCUGCCCUCUGUAGCUCAUGCUCCUCUUUCUGCCCCAGACCGCAUCCUUGGGGCCAUACUACAGACCCACCACCAGAAAUAAACGAGUAUUUGCACAGUA